AUGGCCGAUGGAUGUGAUUCCAGAAACACAGGCAUUGCGGGUGCCCUGAAGGCAAGCGAGGCAAUUACCCUACCUAGGAAAAACUGGAAAGUAUCUGAGAGAGAACAUCACCGAACCUUCAUCAUGUCACAGGCUGUGAUGUUAGAUGCGCUGACGGUGGAUGUUUAUCACAAUCUUGAAGGCAUCAAAGAUCAUGGUCUUGAUGUUAACUUUACUGCUUUGAGAUACAAGACGCUAUAUGUGAUCGGCCGUAGACAAUAUGCUACAAAACCGGAGGGCGCGGUCACCGUUGGGCCCAGAACUGAGCACUUGCCGAUUAUAUCGUAUACCGGGUGGUAUGAGAGACAAACGUGGAACGAGUUCCUAGGAGAGACCCUCAGCGUAAUGCUGGGGCAGCUUGCCCAGAAUAUGACCGUUCGCACAGGCAAAGCAGGUGUUCAAGACCAAGAGGUCUUCGUGGUUGGGUUUCAUGGGCCUCAAUUUCAUAUCGCUCGAACAUUAUUCGCCGCUGAUUUAGUUGCCAGAGUACAUCCAAGAGGGUGUUCAAACAACGAAGUUAUUGAACUGCAAUUCACUCGGGGCUAUGAUCUCUCUCUGAAGAAAGAUUGGCUCGAAGCCACACGUGCUUUGGCGAGGCUGUUUCGAUAUCUGCUAUGUGGGCGUGCAAAGGUUGCUGCGGUACAGGGCUACUUGAACAGGCCAGCUAAGACAGCAGAGAAAAGUAUGUAG
Aspergillus oryzae RIB40 is the source of this 729-nucleotide messenger RNA. RefSeq lists its product as uncharacterized. The record is from RefSeq and is a predicted model, not a curated record. The transcript is spliced from 3 exons. The coding region runs from base 1 to 729 and encodes 242 amino acids. NCBI's taxonomy places the organism in Eukaryota, Fungi, Ascomycota, Eurotiomycetes, Eurotiales, Aspergillaceae.